CUUUAACCCGGAACUAUGUAUGCAGCUGUAUUUUCAGGACGAGACACUUUGGACGGAACACAUGAUAGACGUGCCUUGUCUCUUCUGCAUUUAACGUUAUGCCCAAAGAUCAGUCUGGACCAAACUACAAGCUAGUCUCGCUAGCCGCCUACCAAAGAGACAUUUCCUGGACGAUUGAUGAGUUGUGAAGAUGAACACUCAUAAAGCUGCGUUGUGCAAGGUCCAUAUUUUAAAGUUAUUUCUGACUUCGGCAAGGUGCGGGAGGAUCACACGAUUCCAUGGUGUGUGUGGACUUUCCACCUCCACACCUGCCUCCAGUACCAAGGUGUGCAUAGUUGGAGGUGGCCCAGCUGGCUUCUACACUGCACAACACCUAGUCAAGACUCUGACAGAUGUUCAGGUGGACAUCUACGAGCGUCUACCCGUCCCCUUCGGCCUGGUCAGAUUUGGGGUGGCCCCCGACCAUCCAGAGGUCAAGAACGUCAUCAACACCUUCACCCAAACGGCCCAGCAUGCCAGGUGUAGUUUCCAUGGCAAUGUGAGAGUGGGGAAGGACAUCACUGUGGAGGAGCUUCAAGAAGCCUACCACGCUGUGGUGCUGAGCUAUGGAGCGGAGGGGAACAGGACAAUGGGUGUACCAGGGGAAGACUUGGCUGGGGUGUACUCUGCCAAAGACUUUGUCGGCUGGUACAACGGGCUGCCUAGAAACAGUGAGCUUAGGCCGGAUCUGAGCUGUGAGACGGCUGUCAUUCUGGGGCAGGGUAACGUGGCACUGGAUGUUGCGAGGAUACUGCUAUCUCCUGUAGAUAUUCUGAAGAAGACUGAUAUCACCCAGCAUGCACUAGAUGCCCUGGCAGAGAGCAGUGUCCGCAGGGUGCUCAUUGUGGGGCGCAGAGGACCCCUACAGGUGGCCUGCACUAUUAAGGAGCUGAGAGAGAUGGUGAACCUGCCUGGCACCAGACCAGAGAUGGAGGCGUCUGAGUUUGAGGGCAUAGCAGAAACUCUUAAAUCGCUGGCCAGGCCCAGGAAGCGUCUGACCGAGCUGCUGCUGAAGGCUGCAAUAGAGACUCCAGGGGAGGAGGAGUUGGAGAGACGGAACAGGGCAGAGCGGGCCUGGGGAUUCCGCUUCCUCCGGAAGCCCCUGGAGGUCCUCCCCUCCACUGACCUCAUCAGGGCCGCAGGGAUACGAUUGGCUGUCAAUCGGCUGGAGGACGACGGUGAGGGGGUGAGGGCAGUGGCCACCGGUGAGGUGGAAGAUGUGGAGUGCGGCCUAGUCAUCAGCAGCAUCGGCUACAAGAGCCUUCUCAUCGACCCCGCCGUCCCCUUCGACGCCCGAAAAGCCAUCAUCCCCAACACUAUGGGCCGCGUGCAACAGACUGCAGGUCUGUACUGCAGUGGCUGGGUGAAGAGGGGUCCCACGGGGGUGAUAGCCACCACCAUGAACGACAGCUUUGACACAGCCAGGACUCUGCUACAGGACAUUGGUAAAGGAACACUGGAUGUAUCCACCGUCAAGCCUGGCUCACAGGGGGUCUCUGCCCUCCUGGAGAAAAGAGGUGUGAAGCCAGUUUCGUUCUCUGACUGGGAGAAGAUCGACAGUGAGGAGACGAGGAGGGGAGAGAUCAAGGGAAAGCCCAGGGAAAAGAUGCUGGACGUGGGAGAGAUGCUGCAGGUAGCCCGGGCAUAGGGACAAGGGACCACACACACAGGUCAUAUGGAUCAGAGGACUCGACAACCAAUAAGUGAAUAAGAACCACUGACCACACACAACUCUGGUCCAACCCCACUUUUUAUGCCACCUACAGGCCACGAACUUGUCUGUCUAUGGUACACGCAUACAAUCAAUUUAGUCCCUGACCAUCAUGCAAUGCCAGUCAUACUAUACCCAAGUUCCAAGUUGACUUGCCAUAUGUAAUAAAGACACUUUGCAUCUUA
Molecule: messenger RNA, 1935 nt
Organism: Oncorhynchus keta (chum salmon)
Lineage: Eukaryota; Metazoa; Chordata; Actinopteri; Salmoniformes; Salmonidae
Gene: fdxr
Product: ferredoxin reductase
Exons: 13
Coding region: 191-1687 (498 amino acids)
Biological process (GO): ubiquinone biosynthetic process
Cellular component (GO): mitochondrion
Source: RefSeq, a predicted model, not a curated record